Fusarium redolens is the source of this 1975-nucleotide messenger RNA. RefSeq lists its product as uncharacterized. The transcript is spliced from 3 exons. Gene Ontology annotation, biological process: regulation of DNA-templated transcription. The record is from RefSeq and is a predicted model, not a curated record. NCBI's taxonomy places the organism in Eukaryota, Fungi, Ascomycota, Sordariomycetes, Hypocreales, Nectriaceae. Bases 420 to 1742 code for a protein of 440 amino acids. Gene Ontology annotation, molecular function: zinc ion binding; DNA-binding transcription factor activity, RNA polymerase II-specific.
GUGUCUGUCACAAAAGAGUGCUCUCACCAACGUGGGCGUUUUGACUUGAGGUCAAAGCCAGCCUAAGCAUGAUAUCAGACAUGUUCCUCCUGUCUCCUCCCUUGUCAGUCGUUUCGGUAAACACCACUUUGUCUUACAUGCUGGAACGAUAGGGUACAAGUGCUUCUCUCCAAUCCCCGCCCAAUGCACAUCACCAUCUUAUCAGGUUGUACAAGGUCUCUUGUGAGACUGCGAGAAAUAUUUACCUGGCUCGAUUCGACUCGACUUUACCAUCCUCUUCCAGCUUUUCUCUUUUUUUAUAUGCCAGCGGGAGCGCGAGUUUACCUAGUCAACUUAUCAUCAGCAUCCAAGGUUACACCAUUCCGUCCAUCGCCAUCGCAAUCCCGUCGACAGCUCAGUCGAAGCCCUUCCUCUCUAGUAUGGGUAACCUAUGGGAGAAUACCUCGUCAGCUUCUAUUCCCAUGGUUAGCGUUAUGCCUUACCAAUAUCCACCAUUGCCCCCUGUCGACAUUGAGAUGGGUAUGUCGCCUCAAGGCUUUAUGCUUUGCACCGUUCCUUCCCAACAGCUUUCUUCUUUGAGCAUGUUUGAUAUUCGUGAUCCUCGGUCACCAAAUCAAGGGCAUGAUCUGAGUAUAAAAGGGGCAUUCUCAGCACCAACCGGUGAUCCUUUACAUCCUGCGGAAACAGAUGAGCAACCACAACAAAUGGGGACGAAAAAGAGGAGCAAACUAGGCUAUCAUCGUAUUUCAGUGGCCUGUGGUUACUGCCGGCGCCGAAAAAUCAGAUGCAUCACGUCGUCCUCUGACGCGCAAGGUCGUUGCAUUAACUGUAUUCGCUUGAGGAAGGAGUGCAGUUGUUUCCCAGUAAACCAAACAUCUACCGGCGACUCACGAGCAAAGAAAACGUCAAGGUUUCGUGCAAAAGUAAAAGGAAACUCAGCGCCAUCUAUUAGCAAUCCAGUAAAGCAACCAGGGAAACCAAGGCCACCAUUUAGCCCAUCAACAAAAAAGUCAACACCUAUUGCAGUUUCCACGACUAUUGAAGUCAUUAGGAUGGACGGGUUCCCGUCUGAAAUGAGAGCUUCAUCAGCAUCGCCAACGAAUCAGAACCGUUUUGGGAUAAGGGAUCAAGAUUUCUCCAACUGGGUGAUUGCAGAUGUUGACCAAAGCUCAACUUCGAACAUAGGAGAACUGAAUCCAACGUGGCGAACGUAUCCUUCGGAAUCACCUAUAGGCACACAAUUCUUACCGUUUGCGUCUGUACCGCCGUCUCCAGCUGGAUGGGCAGUUGGAAGCUCAAAACCCACAUCUCAUGGGGACGUGGAUCUUGCCUGGGUUCACUACGGGUCUCCGGUGCGACCCAUCCCGUAUGAAGGGGAGCCCAUAGACAGUCAUACUCCCUCUCAAUAUCCUCUGAUGGCCUCUAGCCGGCAAUUCGAGCGGAGGCCAUUUGCAUUGUCUGAUGUUUAUAUCACAUCUAUGACUGGUGUAGUUGCUGGAUUUGAAGCUGGCACUAGCUACAAUACAAACCCAGCCGUUCCUCUUUCAGCUGAAGUAGUGCAUCCAGCAAACCACACAGCGUGGGACCAGCCACAACCACGUCCAGGCUACACUUUUACAAAGGACCAAGACGCUUAUGCUGGUGGCUGGCCAUCUGGACGCAAUGGGCGAUGGCAUCCAUUACAGGUAGCCGGCCCCAGCCAGCAAUUCAGUAAUAAUGGAACAGCUUUACAUUUACAUUAGACGCGAUGAUCGUGGAGAAAAUCCUAGUACAUAUCUUGGGCGUAAUCUUCUUGGUGAGAGAAAUAUAUUCUAGUGGCUCUUCUCGUUAUUGCUUUUGAUGCCUCAUGGAUUGAGGAGAUCAAUGAUUGCACAUUUUAUGUUUCGCAACAUCGGCUUUGCAACUUACCAUGGGGAUGUGUAGUGAAAUACUUUUAGAAUAUUCUUUUUCAUGAUGAUAUAAUCACAGUUGAGCC